Penicillium arizonense is the source of this 1926-nucleotide messenger RNA. Its product is annotated as putative oxidoreductase, FAD-binding. NCBI's taxonomy places the organism in Eukaryota, Fungi, Ascomycota, Eurotiomycetes, Eurotiales, Aspergillaceae. The transcript is spliced from 2 exons. The coding region runs from base 1 to 1926 and encodes 641 amino acids. The record is from RefSeq and is a predicted model, not a curated record. Gene Ontology annotation, molecular function: oxidoreductase activity.
AUGGCUACAACAGCAAUGAACGCUGUCAACGGGUGGCACCCAGGCGAGCUAUCGAUUCAGCGCAAGCUGGGAUUUGCCAGUGCCAUCGCCGAUAGCUGGUCGCUUAUCACUAACUACUUGCCUGAGCAGCACCGCCUCUUUCACACUUCUAAGCUCCCUUUCAUCCCUAUCGCCACUCUUGAUGAAUAUGGCCGGCCCUGGGCAUCUAUUGUCGCUGGAUCAUCGGGCGAUAUUGGUUUCGUGAAAAGUCCAAAUGCACGAGCUCUUUCUAUGAACGUUCGAAUGUGGGAUGGUGAUCCACUUUUGGAUACAAUCAAAGCCUGGCUCGAAGAGGAACAAAAGGAAGCCCCCGGGAGAUUCUUGACGGCCGGUUUGGGGAUUGAAUUUUCAACGCGAAGGCGUAACAAGUUCGCAGGAGGUAUACGUAAUGUGAAGCGUCGGACAAAUUUGGAGUACCAGAUUGACUUUGAAAUCAUCGAGGCUAUAGGAAACUGUCCAAAAUACAUCAAUAUCCGCAAGCUCAUUCCAUAUCCGCACACAAAACCUGAGGUUGUGUGUCAGCGUCAAAAUCUGUCGGCACAGGAACGUCUACCAGAAGAAGUGAUCCAAUUCAUUCUCGAUGCAGACACAAUUUUCAUCGGAACUAUCUUCAACUCAAAAGCCUCGACGUCAAAGAUGUAUCCAUCACAUGCAGGCAUGAAUGCCCGAAGUGGCUUGCCAGGUUUUAUCCGUGUCAGCCCAUCCAAUGGCCGCACUGUGAUCAUCCCCGACUAUUCAGGAAACCGAUUUGUCUCCAGCCUGGGCAAUAUUGAAGCCAGCGGACUGGCGGGGCUGACGAUAGUGUCUUUCACCACGGGUGAUAUUCUUUACUUGACGGGCACAGCCGAGAACAUUGUCGGUCCCCCUGCUCUGAAAAUCUUGACUAGACAUGCCAGUCUCACCUCGGUCAAUAUUACGGGUUUUGUGUUUGUGAGGGACGCUCUCCCUGUUCGGCAGCAGAGUGGUACCGUCGUGGAGCGCAGUCCGUACAGUCCCAAGGUCAAAUACCUGGUGGACGAGGCGGGAUCACAAGUGGGUGGUGCUCAGCAGCAUAAAGCAAAGCUUCAAGAGGCAAUACAGAUCUCUCACGAUCUUGCUGUUUUCAAAUUCAAAGUUGCUUCAGAGGUUGGCGCCGAUGACCUGAAUAUUCGGCCCGGACAAGCGAUCGUACUUGACUUUAUGGAUUGGAUAGGCCCGCCUCAGUAUCAGCACAUGGCGAAUUCAGCCCCUGGGUCGAUCAACGACGAUCGAGUUCGUACCUGGACAGUUUCAAGUGCCCACGAGCAGAGAAACGCCACCUGCUUUGAGUUAACCAUGCGUGAGUUGAAGGGAGGCGCGGUAACAGGUGCAUUGUUUGACCAACUGAGAAAACACAAUUCAACCAAGCAGGGUCAAGCUAUCUUGUUCGAUACGCCUAUUUCUGCGGACAUAGUUGGCGUCACAGGGGAUUUCUGCAUGGGCCAGGGCAAGCUCAAUCUGCUCCUCAUAGCUGGUGGAAUUGGUAUAACACCAUUCCUAGCUAUGCUGAGCGCACUGGCUGAGCGUGGUUCCAGGAUUGAUGGCGAUAUCGCGCUUGUUCUAUCCACUAGAGAGCCUGAGAUUAUGGUCGGGUUGAUGAAGUCAGCUCUUGAGAAGAUGCCAGCGACAGUCAAGAUCAGGAUUGACAUAUUCUCCCAUACUUUCAAAGUUGACGUCGGAUAUCUCAAUACGCCGUCUCGGGAGAUUACCAUGCACGAAGGUCGUGUCGUUUCACAGAUCUGGAAACGAUUCCCUCGGGAUAAAGAGGUCUUUAUUUGUGGGCCCAAUGCCUUCGGAGAUUCUGCUACUGAUGGACUACGAGCUGCUGGGUUUCCACUGACCCAAAUUCAUAGGGAAGGGUUUUAUUAG